Malassezia globosa CBS 7966 is the source of this 1068-nucleotide messenger RNA. RefSeq lists its product as uncharacterized. NCBI's taxonomy places the organism in Eukaryota, Fungi, Basidiomycota, Malasseziomycetes, Malasseziales, Malasseziaceae. The transcript has a single exon. Gene Ontology annotation, biological process: lipid metabolic process. Gene Ontology annotation, molecular function: phosphoric diester hydrolase activity. The record is from RefSeq and is a predicted model, not a curated record. The coding region runs from base 1 to 1068 and encodes 355 amino acids.
AUGUGGAUUCAAUAUGCAUCAUGGGCACUGCUCCUUUUCACUGUAGGAGUGUCAGCUCUGCCUGACGCGCGUCUAGUGGUAAAAAGAGAUACCAAAUGCAAUGGAUAUUCAGAGUUCUGCAACCGCAAGUAUUCGAAUAUCACAUACAUGGGCACGCAUGACUCGUUUGCAAUCGGCAAGCUGGGUUCAUUAGGGUCGAACCAAGCGGCGAGCUUGACAGACCAAAUGGAAGAUGGGAUCCGACUACUUCAAGUACAAACGCAUAAGAGCGAUAACUCUGACAGUUCGAAUCCAUCGGGACUGAAUCUGUGUCACACCUCCUGUACUCUCAAGAACGGGGGGACACUUGAAUCCUACUUGAAGAAAGUGGGUAAAUUUUUGAACAAUAACAAAAACGAAGUGAUCACGCUGGUCAUGACGAAUCCUGAUAAGAGGCCUGUGACCGACUUUGCCAAAGCGUUUGAAAAUGCGAAUGUAAAGGAUUUAACGUACAAGCCGAACUCUCAAAAGAUUUCGAAGAAAGACUGGCCGACCUUGCAGCAGAUGAUUAACAAGAACCAGCGCCUGGUCGUUUUUCUCGAUGAUAAGGCUGAUUUUGAUCAGGUCAACUACAUCUUACCGGAAUUCAGAAACAUUUGGGAAAACGAUUUUGAUCAAACAACGUCGAAGUUUAACUGUACGCCGAGUCGCUACGUUGGUGAUACAAGCACAAUGAUGUACAUGAUCAACCACUUCCUCGACAAGACAAUCUUCACCGACAAGAUCACGUCGCCUGACACUAACAAAAUCGAUCAGACUAACUCGGUGAAAUCCAUCCUAGGUGACGCAAACAAUUGUGCAAAAAGGCACGACAGCUACCCUACGUUUGUGCUGGUAGACUAUUAUUCAUCGGGAAAUGGCAGUGUUUUUGAAGCAGCUGCGCAAAUAAACAAUGUCGAUUACAAGAAUAAGCCCCUGGCUGCGAGCAAGGACGAGUCCAACAAUAAUUCAGCUGCCAUGGCUUUUCCUGACGCCAAUUGGCUGGGUAUCGCACUAGUCUUCGUAUCAACCAUUACCUGGCUAUCUUGA